UCUGUCCUUGACACUAUUCAACAAUUAAUUAAUGGGGACUUGCCCAAAUCUCCAAUUCGACGAAGCACAAUGGAUCAUCCGCAUCCGCCGUAUUCUCGACGAGGAGGAGGUCGAAGUCCAUGACAGCCAACCCAUCUCCAUCUUCGACGUCCCCAAGCCCCUCCUGCGCACCAAACCUGAAGCCUACACCCCUCAGCUGGUUGCACUUGGCCCUUACCACCAUCGCCGCGAGGAGCUCCGUGACAUGGAGAUGUACAAGCUCUCUGCUGCCAGGAGAGCCCAGGCUCUCCUCCCAGCUGGUAUGAACUUCCAGCACCUCGUGGCUGUCUUCUCUACGCUACAAUACCAGAUCCGAGCUCACUACCACAGGCAUCUAGGCAUCGGUAACGACGCGCUAGCAUGGAUGAUGGCCAUCGACGUGUCAUUCCUUCUCGAGUUCCUGCAGACGUUCUGCCCGAGCGACGGGCAGCGUGCAGUACCGCAGAGGAUCCCGUCGAGGAUGUCGCACGUGGUCGAUCCGUGUCGGAGGACAUCCUCCCACGGCAUGGUGCUGCACGACGUCGUGAUGCUGGAAAACCAGGUGCCUCUCUUCCUGCUCCUCAGGGCCAUGGAGAUGCGGAGCUCGUCGCGCGCGGCGGCGGAGUCCGCGCUGGGCUCCAUGGUGUCCGGGUUCUUUCAGGAGAAGGAUUCGAUGAUGCCACGGAAGAACAAGAACAACAAGAGCAAGAAGAAGAUGGUGAUGGAUCGCAUCGUUGUCGUCGUCGUCAGAUGA
Oryza brachyantha (malo sina) is the source of this 772-nucleotide messenger RNA. Its product is annotated as putative UPF0481 protein At3g02645. NCBI's taxonomy places the organism in Eukaryota, Viridiplantae, Streptophyta, Magnoliopsida, Poales, Poaceae. The record is from RefSeq and is a predicted model, not a curated record. The transcript has 3 exons. The coding region runs from base 32 to 772 and encodes 246 amino acids.